This is a messenger RNA of Paraglomus occultum, 444 nucleotides long. NCBI's taxonomy places the organism in Eukaryota, Fungi, Glomeromycota, Glomeromycetes, Paraglomerales, Paraglomeraceae. The record is from the annotation of a GenBank genome assembly.
AUGGCAAGCGUCGUUAGAGCCUUACUCGAUUGGCUUCGAAGCCUGUUUUUCAAGACGGAGCUCGAGCUUACGCUGGUUGGACUGCAGAAUAGUGGGAAGACAACCUUGGUUAAUGUUAUCGCAUCGGGUCAAUUUACUGAAGACAUGAUUCCUACAGUGGGAUUCAAUAUGCGCAAAGUCACAAAAGGCAACGUGACAAUGAAGUUAUGGGAUAUUGGCGGGCAACCACGAUUCAGGAGUAUGUGGGAAAGAUACUGUCGUGGUGUGAACGCUAUUGUAUUUAUUCUUGAUUCAGCCGAUCCGAAAAAUUUAGAAGCGGCAAGGAAUGAGCUCAAGAGUUUGUUAGAUAAACCCCAAUUAUCUAAUAUUCCAGUAUUAGUACUGGGAAAUAAGAACGAUUUACCCGAAGCGUUGACUGUCGAGGAGAUUAUCGAACAGAUGUGA